This is a messenger RNA of Triticum dicoccoides, 838 nucleotides long. Its product is annotated as BURP domain-containing protein 15-like. Bases 1 to 660 code for a protein of 219 amino acids. Lineage: Eukaryota; Viridiplantae; Streptophyta; Magnoliopsida; Poales; Poaceae. The transcript is spliced from 2 exons. The record is from RefSeq and is a predicted model, not a curated record.
AUGCCGGACGCCAUCCUCGAGCUCCUGCCCCAGUUUGAUCACCACGCAUCAACGGAACAGGACACUCCGGAAGGCGCGGUCGAGGACGUGGAGGACAAGGACCCGCCGCCGCCCAUGAACUUCAACUACGACUACGACGACGCCUUGCCCCGGAGCGAAACCACCAGCGCCCCCUCCCCCGACGUCCUACUGAACCGCGCCGCCGUCGUCCGCAACGUCGCCACGCCGUCGUCGGCGGUGUUCUUCCUCGAGGACGCGGUGCGCGUCCGGGAGAGCCUGCCCUUCCACAGGAUCCAUCGGGCCACCGGCGCUGCCGAGGCGUCGGCAGAACAGCCGCUGGAGCUGUACACUGUGCGCUCCGUGAGGGCGGUCGAGGGGUCCAAUUUCGUCCUGUGCCGGGGUGAAGCCGGCGAAGGGGCCGUGUACGGGUGCCGCGCAACCGGCCCGGCGAGGGCCUACGUCCUGGCCCUGGCCGGCGAGCGCGGGGACGUGACGAUGACCGCGGUUGCCGUGUGCCGCACCGACGCGUCCCGGUGGGACCCGGAGCACGCCGCCUUCCGGCUCCUGGGCGUGAAGCCCGGCGGCGCGGCGGUCUGCCACGCGGUGCGGGACGCGCAGGUCCUGCCGGCCAUGAACGGGAAGAGCCCCGUCGCCAACUAAGUGGCCCCUCGUGUCUGUCGUGUCCGACUCUGUAUGAUCGUAUCCAUAUGGUGAACUCGUGUCUAUGGGUAUAGCUGUUGUAUUAUCUGUUCCUUCCACUUCCACUGUAUGUUGCUAAGCACUCUAUGGAGUGAUGUAUGACUGUUAAAAAUAAAGGAUGCACGUUUCAAUUUCUUUA